Molecule: messenger RNA, 1209 nt
Organism: Dibothriocephalus latus
Lineage: Eukaryota; Metazoa; Platyhelminthes; Cestoda; Diphyllobothriidea; Diphyllobothriidae
Source: the annotation of a GenBank genome assembly
AUGAUGGAUUCCUCACCGGAGAUGGAACGUUUCGGAAUUUCUGAAGCCGAUUAUGAGUACAUGUUCGAUCCCCUUAAGCGAAAAAGAUUUUCUUCGAAAAAACAACAGAUAUAUGGUGUGUUUGCCUCCGACUCGGACUCUGAUGCGGAACCCACUGGUAUGGGGUCUGUUGCCUCUUUGCGCAAACGCAAGGGUGGAACCUACUCUGGACCUGUAACAUUUGUUAGCGGUGGAGUGAAGGAGGGAACAGCUAGUAAACCUGAGGAAACAACUGCAGACCUGGAAAUAUCGGAUGAGGAAGAGGACAAGGAACUCUCGGCCUUAUCUAGAUCAACUGAACUAUCAUCGGGCGCGGAGAAGCAUCAAUCUGCCUCUCAUCCUUCCACCUACCGUAGCAGGAAGGUAGCAGCUGCUUUAGCAAGUAACAACUCCGGCGGAAUUGGAUCCUGGGAGCGCCAUACCCGUGGCAUAGCUGGACUUCCGCGGUACAAGAAGAAGUCAGCUGCGAGAGAAACCGGUAGCCAAAAACCUCGAGCUCCUAGCACUGCUUUCCUGACGGCAGAUGAGGUUAUUGCCAGCGUCAGUCCCGCUACGCCAAUGGCUGCAAUUCGAAGUCUUGGUUCUGGUCGUAUUAAUAGUGAUCUCAGCAAAGUCAAGGUGAUUGACAUGACUACCCGUGAGCAGAGGGUUUAUGAUGGAUACGAAGCCGCCCUUUCCAGUUCUCUGCGUCACAGCAAGCGACCAGAAUUUGCGGAUCAGGCUGGGGGUCCAGAUGACAGUGCUAAGCAACGUGAACGCCGUGUUGAGGGUCGUUUCUUUGAAGUUCCCGUCCUUUGUCACAACAUCGACUUGGUCAUACAGUCCACCGAAGAUGAGAUUCGACGGCUUGAUCGCGCAGCUCGAUUUGAGGAGGACAGAUCGGCGGGUCUCGAGCAUGAAAUCGAACGCCUAACUGAUAAAAUCCGGCGAGCAACCUCGAUUCUGGAAACAACGGCGAUCUUACUCUGUCCAUUCAGCGGCAGCCUCGCCGCUAGUGGAUGGCAAUUAAUCCCCAUGGGUGCCUUCUGGUCAGAGGUGCAGCUUGAGAAUAAUGUUGACUUACCCGUAUUUAUGGACAAGCCAACCGACGCGGCGAUCUCAUUCACCCGUGACACUACAUACUGUAGAUCACCAAAGCUGGAGGAUAGCAGGAACGUAUCGUCGGCGUAG